This is a messenger RNA of Rhagoletis zephyria (snowberry fruit fly), 1641 nucleotides long. The record is from RefSeq and is a predicted model, not a curated record. NCBI's taxonomy places the organism in Eukaryota, Metazoa, Arthropoda, Insecta, Diptera, Tephritidae.
AUGCCCAACUUUAAUCUGUCUUCAAAGCUGAACAACAUAGGCUCCUUUUAUCGGAAUCGCAAAAAACCUCGUUCACAGAGCAUCAACAUCAAUCCCUGCGCCAAUGUGGUCGACGCAGACUCUCCGAGCAUCGACGGGGCAAUGUUCUUCCUUAGCUCUUCAAAUGGUCUUUGUGGGAAUCUGUCAUUCGGCAAGAAAAGUAUUCUCUUUGAAUUCGGAAGGGACUUGGGCGAAUCUCACUCUGCGAACUCCUCCAUACCGUUGGAUCCGACCGAACCAAAGUGCCCCAUCAAAGAGGAACCAGUCAGAAACAGCUACGCCAUUGACUUUCUCAACAUUGGCGACAUUUACGCGGAGCAGUCUACCGAUCACCUCUCCAUCACCAUCUUCUGUCAAAACUUUAAGCACGUCAAGAUUUCACUGAAGCAAUCGGAAAUUGCCUCUGCAAUCAUUGACAAAAUCAAAACCAUCAGCUUCGACAACAUGGUGCAGUCCAAUGUUGAAAGUCGCAUCUGCCUGUGGGAGUACCUCUACCAGAACUACCCGUACCGGCAGAACAGCGACUGGGUAGAGCAGGAGAAGUGGUACAUUUCCAACUUUAAAAUUCGCCUCACCAACUUCAAUGAAAUUGGCACCUGCAACAGUCUGCCCGACACGAUCAUCGUCCCGCGCGACCUGCAGGACCACAUGCUCGACCGGCUGGCCUCCCUCAGCGUCGGCAAUCGCGUGCCGCUGAUCACCUUCCUCUACCGGAAGAGCAGCCACAUGAUUGUCCGCUGCUCCUCCUUCCGGGAGCAGAACCUGCAGGACCUGGUGCCGAGGAGUACGAUCACGCCGCUGCGGGAGCUCUCCAUCGACGCCAUCUUUGCCGAGCUGAACGACAUUGAGAAGCAGUACAGUAGGCUGCGGAAGCACUGCUUCGCCGUCACCAAACAGAGCGACCACCUGUCGACGGCGAACCAGGAGAACGAACACGAGAGCAAGUUCUGGUCAAAGUGCAGCCACUGGCUGUACGCCCUCUCCAAGGUGCUCCGCUUCGUCACCACCCUGGUGAACAUUGUGAAGCACGAGGCGACGGCGGCGCUCACAGAGUCCAACGACAACCGCUGGAACUGCGUCCUCUCCAGUCUAGUCCAGAUCGUCCUUGACCCCCACCGGCGGACAGUGGCCGGCUUCGAGUCGCUGCUCAGCAAGGAGUGGAUCUACCUCUCGGGCUACAAAAGUCGCAGCCCCGGCUCCAACCGGGUCCGCCAGGUGAACCACCUGCCGAACAGCACCUUCUUCAUUCUCUUCCUCGACUGCGUCCACCAGCUGAUUGCGCAGAAUCCGCGCUCCUUUGAGUUCACCACCAUCUACCUGAUCUCCCUUGUGGACAUGCAGUUCACCACGGAUAGCUUCAAACGGGAGGCGGCCAAACGCUUUGAGGUGAACAAGGCGCACAGCCUCAUUUGCAAUCCACUGUACACCGGAUCACGGGGCAGCACCACCGCCGAUUCUGACGAGCCGCAGAUCAACGCCCACAUCACCCAGAUUCGCUUCUUCUACCUGCUCUUCUUUCGGCACAUCAAAUCGGACACCCUCAAGUUCCUGCCCGCGGAGAGUGUUCUGUGGAAUGAGGCCCUCAGACGGUCACUGGUUUAA